AUGCCGGGCGUCAUCGAGACGCCCGUUGCUGGCGGUUUGAUGCCGAGUCUGGAUUUUAGUGUCGCGCAUCAAAAAGUCGAGCUGGAAAUUGACUUCAUCAACAAAACUCUGAAAGGAAACACGGAGAUUACGAUUCAUCCGCUACGUCAGGACCUGAAAAACAUUCGUUUGAAUUUUCGCCAGGGCGAGAUCAAACGAUUCAGCGUGAAUGGCAGAGCUGUCCCCAGCUGGGAAUAUGCUGACCCCUACGAAAAUAUUCAACUUUAUGGAGCGCAGUAUUACCAGCGACUGACUCCAAAGAUCGACUCCCUCCUCAAAUCCCCGCGCGAACCCGAAUUAAAGGCAACCAUCCCGAAGAGUGUGAGAAUCGAGGAGCUGGACCCGACUUCUGCAGAAGCGCAAGAUCAGAUUGCACUGCAAGGUGCUGGAGAUGGCGUUGAUGGGCCAGCGGGUGGUCGAGGGCCAGAAGCGAAUCUCCCACGCUUCAAGGCUGUGGUUUUGAACAUCGAAUUUGUAACGGACCGCGUUCGCGAUGGAUUGCAAUUUGUCGGAGUGGACAGCGGCGACCGUCGUUACCCGCAUGCAUAUACCACCAAUUCUCUCUAUUCUGGCGUUGGGUGUCCAUUAUUUCCCUGUGUUGAUGAUGUGGCAUCACGUUGUACCUGGGACAUCUCAAUAACUUGUCCUUCCACACUGGGAGACAUGUUUGAUCGAAAGGCUCGCGAUGCUUCCGGGUCUCGGUCACGAGCUCCAACCAGGCACAUCUCCGUCGACGACGAGGGUUUGGAUCUCUCGGUGGUUUGCUCUGGUGAGCUGACGGAUGAUAUUGUUGACCCCAAAGAUCCUAGUCGGAAAACGGUCUCAUUUGGUUGUUACUCGCCUCUCUCGGCUCGACAAAUUGGAUUCGCCGUUGGUCCCUUCGAGUACGUGAAUCUGGCAGAUUUCCGUGAGAGCGAUCAGGACGAACAGCUGGGUCAAAAUGCCAUUCCUUUGCACGCAUUUUGCUUACCAGGCCGGGGUGAUGAAGUUCAGAACACCAGCUUUCCCAUGGCACAAGCGAUCGAUUUCUUUUCAUUAUCUUAUGGCUCUUAUCCUUUCUCCAGUUACAAAAUUUGCUUCGUCGAUGAUGUGCCAUCAGAUACAUUACCGACAGCAUGCAUGUCGAUCUGCAGCAGUCACCUCCUCUUCCCUGCUGAGAUCAUAGAUCCCAUGUAUGAUUCAACUCGAGCUUUGGUCCAUGCUUUAGCAUGCCAGUGGAGUGGUAUAAAUAUCAUUCCAAACGAACCCGCAGAUACAUGGGUCACUGUAGGUGUUGCAUGGUACAUCACUGACACAUUCAUGAAAAAGCUUUGCGGCAACAACGAAUAUCGAUUUCGUCUCAAGCAAAUGUCGGAUCGUGUCUGUGAGGUCGACUAUGAACGCCCUUCAAUUUAUGACAUGGGAAAUUUCUUGAAGAUCGACCCGUCUGAAUAUCAAUUCAUAGCAUUGAAGGCACCUCUGGUCUUGUUUAUUCUUGACCGGCGCCUCACAAAAGCCAGUGGAAAAGCAACUAUGUCCCGCAUUAUCUCCCGUCUCUUUUUAAAUUCCCGCAUGGGUGAUAUUCCCAACGGAGCUGUGACUUCUUCGCUGUUUCAAAGAGUCUGUGAGCGGCUUGGUCACGCAAAGCUUGAUGUUUACUUUCAACAGUGGGUAUACGGGGCUGGAUGCCCCCGCUUUCAGGCUACUCAGCGAUUCAAUAAAAAAAAGCUUGUGGUUGAAAUGAUGAUCAGACAAGUUCAAUCUGAGCAACAACCUCCAAGGGAUCUUGAUAAGAAUGCCUUCCUGCGAGACGUGAAGGAAGAGGUUCGCCAUGUCUACGCCGGUGCUAUUCAGCCUGUGUUCACCGGGUCAAUGACUCUUCGUAUUCACGAAGCUGACGGUACCCCGUAUGAACAUAUUGUCGAAAUCAAGGAGGGUGUCACCAAGUUCGAUAUCCCAUAUAAUACGAAAUACAAACGGCUCAAACGAAACAAGAAGCAACGGGAGCGGACUGUCGUCAAUGGUGACUCAGAGGCCCAAGAAGACGUACUUCUUUACUGCCUGGGGGAUGUUCUUCAGACAGAAGAAGAAACCCAGCAGUGGAAGUUAGCUGAUUGGACCAAGGAAGACGAAGAGCGUAUGGGCCAGGAGUCCUACGAGUGGAUCCGAAUGGAUGCAGAUUUUGAAUGGGUAUGCAAACUAUCCCUGGGCAUGCCUGGUUACAUGUAUCUGUCGCAGCUCCAGCAAGAUCGAGAUGUUGUUGCCCAGUUGGAGUCACUUCAAUAUAUGGCCGCGCAACGCGAGCAUCCUCUCAUCUCCACCAUCUUUGCACGAACGCUCAUGGACAGUAGGUACUUCCAUGGCGUCCGCGUCACAGCUGCUCGCGCGUUAGUCAAGCAUGCCAAGGAUGAAGUGGAUUGGAUUGGAUUAUUCCAUUUAGAGAGAGCUUUUCAAGAGUUGUUCUGUCUUCCAGGCUCUCCCAUGACUCGCUCAAAUGAUUUCUCAGACAGAGCUGCGUACAUCCUUCAGCAAGAGAUCCCAGAGGCGAUCUCAAAGGUUCGGGACAACAGCGGCAAGACUCCUCUCCGGGUGAAGCGGUUCCUCUUUGACAAGCUGAAAUUUAACGACAACUCUAAUAAUGAGUACUCGGAUAAUUAUUAUGUAGCGUCCCUAAUGCGCUCACUUUGCCACGCCUUACUUGGCCGCAAUGAGUCGCGGCAAGACGACGAACUGGCUCAUUUUGAUAUGGAGCGUGUCUUGGAAUCUCAGGCAGAGGAACAGCUCGAGAAAGAUGCACUAGCAGAGUUUGACAGAUACCGGAGAAUGGAUGAAUGGUCAGGCUCCUAUCAGAAUCUUUACGCCCGAGCAGCAUUGCAAUGUCAAAUGCAAAUGAUGCAGGCCAAUAUUCAAGACCUCGAUCUUAUGCGGUUCAUUCCGUAUACAAGAGCUGGAACUUACGAUCUUCUGCGAUUGCAAGCGUUCGAAUGUCUUGUGGACCUUGAUAUCUCCCAAAUCCCCGAUCUUACUCGAUGGCUCAUUUACACCAUGACCAGUGACCCGUCGGCGUAUGUGCGCCAUCACGCUCUGCGAUUGUUUGGCCGAGCCUUGGCCAUGAUUGCCUUUGGCCGCCCUUUACAGCCAGAGAACAAUCAGGCUGAUGGCUUGAUUAUCGAACAAGAGUCCUCUACCGAUAUCCGACAGGCAGAUCUUGCACGACGCCAGACUGUUCCCGGUGCGAUUGAAGCCCUCAAGCGGGAACUCGCUGGUGAUGGGUCAAUGAAGGAAUAUCUCUGGGCUGCGGCCAACUCGUUUCCCAUCGGAAUCCUUGAGAUAUCUGAAAUCGGCGACCUUUGCAACGUGAUGUUUGAGCCCGUAACAUCAAAAGUUGCCAAACUCCGUCUCCCCAGAUUCUGGAAUGUUCAAAAUAUGGGCCAAGGAAAGGUGCGGUUCUAUCGAUCAAAAAAUGUGCGAACCAGUCUGGCCCCCUCGAAGGAGGCUGUCAAGCGCAAGCGUGAGGAACAGGCCAUGCCGGCACCUGCCCCUCGUAUUACCUUCAAACAAUCCAAGACGAGCUCCACGCCCAGUGCACCAUCCACUCCUAGCCUUCCUAAGCUUCACAUUCCCAAGCCGUCCCCUGCCCCUGCAGCAGCAGCUGCAGUUGCCAACACCCCUACCGCUUCCACACCAUCUACGCCUGGCACGCUGAAGCUGAAGCUCAAAUUUGGGCAGAAAACAAAAUAA
Penicillium angulare is the source of this 3759-nucleotide messenger RNA. Its product is annotated as transcription initiation factor TFIID subunit TAF2. The transcript has 2 exons. Gene Ontology annotation, cellular component: transcription factor TFIID complex. The record is from RefSeq and is a predicted model, not a curated record. Gene Ontology annotation, biological process: transcription initiation at RNA polymerase II promoter. Gene Ontology annotation, molecular function: RNA polymerase II general transcription initiation factor activity; transcription cis-regulatory region binding; chromatin binding. The coding region runs from base 1 to 3759 and encodes 1252 amino acids. NCBI's taxonomy places the organism in Eukaryota, Fungi, Ascomycota, Eurotiomycetes, Eurotiales, Aspergillaceae.